This is a messenger RNA of Ictalurus furcatus (blue catfish), 2076 nucleotides long. RefSeq names its product apolipoprotein O, b (gene apoob). NCBI's taxonomy places the organism in Eukaryota, Metazoa, Chordata, Actinopteri, Siluriformes, Ictaluridae. Gene Ontology annotation, biological process: cristae formation. Gene Ontology annotation, cellular component: MICOS complex. The transcript is spliced from 9 exons. The record is from RefSeq and is a predicted model, not a curated record. Bases 96 to 716 code for a protein of 206 amino acids.
CUCCCACAAAUGUAUUUUAAAACGCGGUUCCAAAUUACCUCAGAGGAAAUUUGUCUCCUUCGGGUUGCCAUAGAAAGGGGACCGUUCAAGUGAGAAUGUUGAAUAUCCGAAGAUUGGUGAAGGUGGCAUUGCCGCUGACGUUCCCUGGAUCUCUGUACCUCACGUCAGGACGUGUUUUUGCCUCCAGCGAGAACGAAGAAAGCAAUUCCUCUCUGAUUACAGAUGAACUGUCUCUGUAUACCACCCCACACUCUCGAGUGCGGCACGUGAAGCCGGAAGUCGGCCACGUGGAGCAAACCAUAGCAUCAGUGAGGAAAUCAGCAGAGCCGUACACAGCAUGGUGUCAGGAAAAGACAUCAUAUGCCCUGGAUAAAGCAGAGAAAUAUUAUAAGACCAUAGAACCUGGUAUUAAUACAUCUAUACAGACUGUGAGAGACACUUAUGAGUUUCUGAUUAAUCCUCCGUCCAAGUUCUACCCAAGUGUCGGUGCUGUGGGUUUUUCUGCAAUCCUCGGACUUUACCUCGCCAAAGGCGGCAGGGUAAAACGUCUUCUCUUCCCCACUGGACUGAUGACUCUGAGUGCCUCCAUGUUCUACCCGCAGCACGCUGCCUCUCUGGCCAAGGAGGCCAAAGACCAGAUAUCCAGGUUGGGUUCACAGACACGUGUGCUUUUGGAGGACGUGUGGAAGGGAAAAUCACCUGGCAAGGAGAAAUGAACAGUCACAGGUCAAAGCAAAGUUCAUCUCCAGCUAAAACAGACUUGACACUGCUUAGUUCAUUCCUAUCAGGUUUAUUCCCAUGUAUAUAUAAAUAUAUAGCAGUGCAUACUCAGUAUAUGAAUCAGUCCUGCAGUUCUCUACUAGUGUUUAAAUGGUAUUUAUUGUCUGUCUGCAUUCUGUCACAGCAUUAAAUCAUAAUUAUAUUUAUGUGGCUUAGCAGUUUAAGUGCAGUUGCCCCAUUUGCUCCUGAUCUAGGUGAUCAGCCAGCAUGUGUUUUUUCCAUCUGAUGUUUGAGGGAAAUGGAUUUGAAUUCAGAUGUCUGCAACCUGAUUAAAUCUUAUUUAUCAGUACAGAUCUUUGGACAGAUAACUAGAAAAAGUAUCAUGAAUUCAGUUACAAGUCUUUAUAUUUUCACGAGACCUUUGUUUGUAUGUUUAUAUAUAAUAUAUACACACAGUUCUGUGCAAAAGUCUUUGCACAUGCAAAGAAAUGCUGUAGAGAAAUGAUGCCUUCAAAAAUAAUGAAAUGAAAUGUUUCUAUAUUUAAAAUAAAUAUUAUACAGUGCAGUAAACAGUGAUAAAUUAAACAAAGGUGACAUUUCCUGUGACCCUUUGCUUUAAAAAAAUAUGUAUAUAGUAGAUUCAGGUAGAAUUAGUGCAGUUUUAUAAGGAAAUGAGCUUUAAGUUUUAUUGAGCAUCUUGCAGAACCAGACACGGUUCUUCUGGAGAUUUUGACUAUCACGCCUCUUAUUUUUUCAGCAAAAUACAGCAGCCUUCAUUAUGUUUUUGUUUGAAAAGUGUCUCUUACCUCUUAAUAUACUGCUUUCUUUACUGACACACAAACAUUUUUAUGUAAUAUUUCAUUUUGUGCUGGAAAACUAAAACGUUUUUGUACUGACUCGAUAAUGUCGAAGUCAUAAAAAAAAAAAAAUCUAUAACAAAGUUUGUACUAAAAACAAUAGAGUGCCUAAGACUUUUGCACAGGACUGUAUAUGUAUUUAUUUAUUUUCUAUGAUCUGUUUAUCUUCAGUGCAUUAGUAAAUCUGUCAAAAUCAGCCUCAUUAAAACAUUUGUUGUACUAUUAUUAUAUUUAUUGUUGUAAUUAUUAUAUUAUAUUAUAUAUUAUAUGAUAUUUAUUCUGUCGUAGAAAAUAAUUUUUUUUUCCAAAAUCAUUUUCAAUGUAAUGAUGGUAGCAACAUAAGUUCUGCUAACUAUCAGGAUAUUUCACCCGAAGCCUGGCUGCUUCUGCCAGGAGAUUAAAAAGGUGUUUAGAAGUGUUUUUUAAAAAAAAAAAAAAAUAAGAAAACAUCUGCCAGGCGUGAGAAACUAAAUUCCCUACCAAAAAUUUAAAAUUAAAA